CGCGGUUUUCCGUCGUCGCCGCUGCCACCGCGUGUCCGUUGAUCGGCGCUCGCUCGCUCGCACGUGUGUAUUGGUGUUGGUGUUGGUGGUGGUGGUGGUGGUGGUGGGGUGGUGGUGAUACGCGUACUCGCGCCAAAUUUGUCAUCGUCAUCGUCAUCUCUCAUCGUCUCCGAACGAAGCGACGACGAACGUCGCGCGAACGCGUUCGUCGGGAUAUCGACCGGCUGUGCAAUCGUUCAUCGCGAGGGCGAUCCUGGUAGAGUCGCGUCGACGUGCCGCAACGACCUGCGCGGCUGUACCUGCGGCACUUAUACGCACGCGAGGGAAGCCAAGAAGAAUCGGAAUUUAUGGAUCUUUAAAGUGCCGCGUCGCCUUUCUGGCGAAGAAAAAUUGCGGCCAAGAAUCAGAGCCCUUUGGCAGACUUUUUCUCUUUACGUGCCACGUGGUCAGAAUGGGCGUAUUCUAAGCAAAUCGAGUGACCGUUGACUGACCGUACGGGAAUGAGGAAAACAUUCUUGAGAUCGGAUCGCGUACGGCUAAUUCGGGACUUGACCGUGACCACGACACGAGACUCGGUCGCGACGCGUUCGAGGGAAGAGGGGGGGGGGGAGGAAAGCGAGAGGGGCCACGAGGACGGCGGAGGUACUCCGGGCAGGUCGCCGACGAUUCCCCCACAUUCGGGCGAACGAGCAGCACGCUCGGCACGACGAGACGUUCCGUGGUACGAUCGUUCGAUUUCAAAAAAUGACGUUCUAGGGAACGUCUGACGUCACUCGAAUCGUGAAGUCGUCGCAGCGACGGAGAAAAAGCGACCGAUCGGAUCUUCCAAGGAGUUAUCGUUAACACCAAACCGAAAGAGAACGAGAGAGAGAGAAGAGAGGAUCCACGAAAGGGAUCUGAUGGAGCGGGAAGACGCGAACGGAAAUGCGGAAGGAUACUCCAACGGAGAAGAUACGGAGGACACGGCGACCGCGAGCGAGCGGAGCACGCCGGAAGGAUUCGACUCCCUCGAGGACUCGUCGCUGGAGAUGGAGCAGUCGGAUACCGGCCGGAGGACGAGCAUCUUCAAGUACCACUCGUACAAGAACGCAGACACAAUGCCGAAUCCAGUGAAAAAAACAGGACCUCUUGUUGGCGUAGUUGAUGUUGGCACGCGGACUGUUCGUUUUGUGGUAUUUAAUGCGAAACACGUUGCGGAGGUUGCAUCUCAUCAAAUCGACAUAGAGCAAAUCAGUCCGCAAGAGGGGUGGAUGGAGCAGGAUCCCAAAGAGAUCCUUUUUGCAGUGAAGGCCUGCAUUAAGGACGUAAUUCGUAAAUUAGAUGUGCUGGGUAUGAAGAUCGACGAAAUCGUUACAGUGGGUAUUACCAAUCAAAGAGAAACUACGAUAGUGUGGGAUGCGAUUACCGGCGAUCCGCUUUAUAAUGCCAUAGUGUGGUCCGACAUCAGAACAGAUGCGAUUGUAGAUCAAAUCAUAGCGAAGUUCCCAGAUCAAAGUAAGAAUCACCUGAAGCCUUUAUGCGGUUUGCCCGUGAGUCCGUAUUUUUCGGCUUUAAAGAUUCGUUGGUUGAAGGCUCAUGUGCCGGCCGUAAGGAAAGCAAUUCGUGAGAGGCGAUGCAAAGUGGGGACCAUGGAUACGUGGGUUGUUUGGAAUUUAACGGGUGGCAAAGACGGUGGAUUAUAUAUCACUGAUGUUACAAAUGCAUCGAGAACAAUGUUAAUGAAUAUUGAGACGCUUUCUUGGGAUCCUACAUUAUGCAGAUAUUUCGACAUUCCUAUGCAAAUGCUGCCGGAGAUCAGAAGCAGUUCCGAAAUAUACGGCAAAAUCUUAAUUGGUCCACUGUCUGGCAUUCCCAUAUCCGGCAUUUUAGGUAAUCAACAAUCUGCUUUGGUUGGGCAAAAUUGCUUGAAAAAGGGUCAAGCGAAAAAUACAUAUAGAAGUGGCUGCUUUUUACUGUGUAAUACAGGACAUACGAGAGUAUACUCUUCCCAUGGAUUAGUUACAACUGUCGCAUAUCAGCUAGGUCCGAAAAUUCCACCUGUCUAUGCGUUAGAAGGCUCAAUUGCGGUUGCAGGUGCAGCUAUUAAAUGGCUGCGGGAUAACAUGAAACUCAUAAAGGAUGUUCAUGAAAGUGAACAUUUGGCUCAAAGUGUAUUUAGCACGGGAGAUGUCUAUUUUGUGCCAGCUUUCACAGGAUUAUACGCACCUUAUUGGAGAAAAGAUGCAAGAGGAAUAAUUUGUGGACUCACUGCGUUUACUACGAAGCAACACAUAAUCAGAGCAUCCCUCGAAGCGGUAUGCUUUCAGACUAGGGACAUUCUCGAAGCGAUGUACAAAGAUUGUGGAUUUCCAUUAACGAAGUUAAAUACAGACGGAAAAAUGUCGACUAACAAUCUUCUUAUGCAGUUGCAGGCCGACUUGUGCGGUACACCAGUAUUUAGGUCAACUAUGCCUGAUAUCACGGCUUUAGGUGUAGCAAUGGCUGCUGGACACGCUGAAGGAAUAGACGUUUGGGAUUUGGAAGGCGAAGAGGUAGAAACAGUGCCAACCGACACUUUUCUUCCGACUACCACACCAGAAGAGAGAGAUGCGAGAUAUAAGAAAUGGAAAAUGGCAGUAGAAAGGAGCUUGGGUUGGGCGACAGGAAAAAUGUCCAAUCAAAUGACAGAUGAAAGAUUCUGUAUACUAGCAUCCAUUCCUGCCAGUUGGUUUUUAAUAUCAAGCUUCGUUCUCCUGCGGUUAAGUUACUAUUUAGCGAACCGGUGACGUCAAGUCAACGUUAUCAAUGUACAAGUUACCUUAGAAGGCGGAAGAUAGCUCUAAUUGCAGUCCAGAAGAAAACUUAGUGAAAUAAUCUACAGCAUGCUCACUCCCACGUACAUCGGUACGUGCAACGUAUUAUGAAAUGAUCAGAAAGAUAAAAUUACUUUUAGAGUAAAUGCGUUCCAUACACUUCGGUACGCCUUAUCAGUUCUAUGUUCCAUAGUUGAGAAAUAUACCACAGUAUCAUUGAUUUUUUUAUUUGAAAAUUGAUAGUGCAAUCAGCACAAAAUAUUGUACAUUAAUGUCUGUGUAUAAUUUUAUUUUAUUCUCUGUGAAAUAAUGAUAUCAGAUUUCUUGUGGGAUUUAUGAUGGAACAAUAUCAGAAUGUUUGUGGGAUUUGUAUUUUGAUUCACUUCAUUGCGUGCAUAUAAUUCCAUCUUUGUUAUUAUUAUUAUUAAUUUAAGAUAUGUAUACAAUUUUCAAUUACACAUGUAUCAUAUAAUACUGUUUUAUUCAUGAUUUUGUAUAACAUGGGUUUUACUCCAUUCACAUCAGUGGUCUAUUUCAGGAUAUUACUAAGAAAUAAAGAUACGUUUAACUCAAUC
Molecule: messenger RNA, 3367 nt
Organism: Monomorium pharaonis (pharaoh ant)
Lineage: Eukaryota; Metazoa; Arthropoda; Insecta; Hymenoptera; Formicidae
Gene: Gk2
Product: glycerol kinase
Exons: 12
Coding region: 900-2765 (621 amino acids)
Biological process (GO): glycerol metabolic process; glycerol-3-phosphate biosynthetic process; triglyceride metabolic process
Cellular component (GO): mitochondrion
Molecular function (GO): glycerol kinase activity
Source: RefSeq, a predicted model, not a curated record